Molecule: messenger RNA, 1958 nt
Organism: Lactuca sativa (garden lettuce)
Lineage: Eukaryota; Viridiplantae; Streptophyta; Magnoliopsida; Asterales; Asteraceae
Gene: NINJA
Product: Putative interactor of JAZ
Biological process (GO): negative regulation of DNA-templated transcription; jasmonic acid mediated signaling pathway
Cellular component (GO): nucleus
Source: RefSeq, a predicted model, not a curated record
GGAAGAAAGCCAUCUUCACCAACUAUUCUCCCCUUGGCACCCAGCUUCAGCUAGGGUUUGAUCCAUGUCCUCUCUCUUAGCAAUUUCGGUAAUUUUAAUUCUGCUUUUGUGAAUCUGUUACGAAAAGUUCAGCGUUGAUAUUAUAGACUCAAUCAGAUUCAUCAAUUGUUCAGUUUGAUGCAAGUUUGACUGAUUUUGAUCGCAUAUCGAGUGAGUUCUUUUGUUACUAAUUACUCCAAGUCAAGUGUAAGAAGAUGGUGGUUUAAAGAGUCUGUUGAGUUCUUUGAAGUUUGGUUGACUAAAAAUGGAGGAUGACAAUGGGCUUGACCUCACCUUAUCCCUACCUUGUGGUGGCCCAUCUACAGGUGCAAAGGGUAAAACCACCAGUGUUUCUGAAGUAAGAGGGGAGGAAGCUGAUAACAGCAACAAAUUGAUUGAUGAUUUCAAGAACUUUCUAGAUGGUUCUAAUCAUAGAGAAGAGUCAACCAUGGCCUCUCAGAGAACUAAUCAGUCAAAACCAGAUGAAAAUCUCUUUUAUGACCUUUCCAAGAAUACCCCUAAUGUGGAUACCUCAAACAGUGGAACUUUCUGGGGUAAAACUGAUAAUAGAUCUUCUGAAACUGUAGAAGAAAGGAGACAAGAUGCAAAUAACAACAACAACAACAAACGAAAAAACAUGUUUGAUGAAAUAAACCAUCAAAAACGACAUGAAAGAGAAGCUUAUCUUUCUAAUUUACAUAAAGCAAGAACACAACCACAUGUCUCCAUAACUACAGAUGAAGGUUCCAUGGCUGAAAAUGAAGAUGUAGCAGACUCUGAAGCUGAUGGUUCAACCUCAAAAAGACAAUCUGAGGGGGGGAGUAAAGAAGUUCGUGGGGCAUCUGAUUCUAAUGUUGACUUACAAAGUCAAAGGAGAUUUACAAUUUCAUCAGAGAAAGAUUAUAACAAAGUUGGACACGUGUCACAUGGUGUUUCAUUUUCAGGGCAAUCAGCAAAUAUCUUGAAUAUGCCUUAUCAGUUGUCAGUCAAAGAGUCAAACACCAUUCAAAAUCCAGUCAUGAGUUCAACACAGCAGCCUGUGAUUCCUGCAAACUUGCCAUUGAUGUUUAAUUACUCUUCUGUCCCUGUGCCUACAGUAGAGGCAGGUAAAUCUGAAGGCCUUGUUUCGUAUUUUGGCAGGGGCCCACCAAACACAAAUAAGCAGAAUGAUGGAUUGAAGAUUACACAAGGUGCCACGUCAGUAAAUGCAGCAAAGCAAUUUGAGAGGGGAAAGGGUGACAAUAAACAUGGGAAGGAAGAAGGGUUAUCCAUGCAUACAGAAGGUGACAUGAAGGGUAUAAAUGGAAUUGACCAGGGAAGGGUAGCAGAGGGAAUUCCACCCGAAUUUCCCGCCAUUCGACCUGGUAUAUCUGCAGAAUUAAAAUUUGGAGGAAGUGGGUCAUCUCCAAAUUUACCAUGGGUUUCCACAACUGCCCCUGGACCUAAUGGGAAGACAAUAUCAGGUGUUACAUACAGAUACACCGGGACCCAAAUCCGUAUUGUUUGUGCUUGUCACGGGUCCCACAUGUCACCCGAUGAAUUCGUCCAGCAUGCAACCGACCAACAACCCAAUGGCGGCGGCGGCGGUGGUGGAGGAGGAGGUGGCGGUGGUGGUGGUGGUUUACAGUCAUUUCCCAAUCCUGCUGCAUCUGCUCAGAAUUGACACUGGUAAUAUCACUCUUUUUAUUUGGCAGUUUAGCUUUAAUAAUAGUGGCAUUUGAUGCAAAAAAUGACUGCUUAUGAUUUUGUCACUUUGUGAUAAAUAUUUUGUUAUAACUCUAUGUCAUAUAUAUGUGUAGAUUAUAUUAUAUAUUGGUAAUUAAAUAGGAAGUUGUAUGUAACGAUUGGUAUUGUAGUUGCAUUUCUUGUGUAUUGAUGACAAUAAUUUAUGGAAUUAAUUGCGAACAAUGUUUUAUUUA